AUUUACGAGGAAUGAUGGAUGGACCACUCGCUGGCUUUAAACCCUGUAACGGCGACUAUCCAGUAACCCUUACUUUAAUGACUAUGUCUCCAGAUCCAAUCGUCCUAGGUCAAAAUAUUACCGUUCAUACGGUUGGUCAAACUACCGAAGUUAUUGAAGAAGGGGCAUUAAUGAGGAUUUAUCAUGAACCUAAUGGAAAACCCGAAUUUGAAUCUGAUUAUUGUAAAUUAUUUGUCGAGCCAAGCGGAUUCGUGUGCCCAGUUGAAAAGGGAAAUUUCGACUUUACUGCAACAUGGCUUAUUGAACAUAAACAUUCUGAACCAAAAACGAUGGAAGAUAUGGGCAAAAUGAUGCAUACGAAAAUCACCCUUUCGAAUCCAGAUGAGAAAGUUCUGUUAUGCAUUGAGGGAAUGCUUCAACAUCCAAUGAAAUAA
Molecule: messenger RNA, 434 nt
Organism: Funneliformis geosporum
Lineage: Eukaryota; Fungi; Glomeromycota; Glomeromycetes; Glomerales; Glomeraceae
Source: the annotation of a GenBank genome assembly